AUGGCCAUUCCACCGGCCACCGCUGUCAAUGGACACGCAGAGUCACCCUCGUCCUCUUUUCCACCAAACUCGGAAAAAUCCCCGCAACCGCAACCUAAUUCCACCCCGUCCUCGGACCCUGACAUCUUCAACGCCAGCUCCGUCGCCGAAAUCAAAGCUACCCUAUCCCACCUGCACACCCAAGAAGCCAGCGUGACCUCUCGUCUCGACGCCCUCGUCGCUUCCCAAAAAGACUUCUCCCGAGAACUCUCCCGCCUAGACCUGCUCCGUGCCAAUCUCGGCUCCCAAACAACAACAACCCGCUCCAUCCGCCAUGGCAUGCUCUCCUCCGCCGCCGUCACGGCGGACCGCAUCUCGAGUGCCGUCCGACGAUUGGACCUCGAACAGGCUCGUGUCAAGGCAACCCUUGAGGUUGUCGAGCAAGUCGCUGAGUUAAAGGCGUGUGUGCUUGGUGUUUCGGGAUCAAUGGGCGCGCCGCAGGAUUGGGAGACUGCUGCUAGUUACUUGCACCGGGCGGCGCAGAUCCCUGAUGAAGUGGUGAAGGGGGCAUUUGCAGGGGAGAUGGUGCCGACUGCUGAAGUGCCGGACCCGCCGAACGUCACGUUGGAUACAGCUGCGGAGUCGCUGUGUGGGUUGUUUUUGAGGGAGUUCGACAAGGCGGUUAAAGAGGGGAAUGGGGCGAAGAUCACGCGGUUCUUCAAGCUGUUUCCACUUAUUGGGAGGUCGGAGGUUGGAUUGGACGUUUAUGGGCGGUAUGUGUGUCAGGGUGUUGCUGCGCGGGCGCGUGCGAAUUUGAAUGCUGGCACUGGGGGUAGAGAGGGGUUCUUCUAUGCGAAUGCAUUGACCAAGUUGUUCGAGCAUAUUGCGCAAAUUAUCGAUGGCCAUGGUGGAUUGGUUGAGCGGCACUACGGUCCUAGGAAGAUGAACCGCGUUAUUGAACGGUUGCAGCUCGAAGCAGACGUCCAGGGAGGAAUUGUCCUCGAUACCUGGGGCGAUGAACGACAUGUAGAUCGCAAGUUGACGGAUAUCAAAUCCUACGCAUUUACUUUCUUGGUGCAGAGUUUCCUUCCCACUCAGAGGCCGGGUGCACCUCGGUCCCAUUCGCCAGCCCGCGUGGCUACAGGAGGUGAAGACGAAGGCGUGGACAUGAAGGAAAUCGAUGGCCUCCUGAACGAAAUGGGCAUAAUGCUAGGUCGCUGGUCCCUCUACUGCCGCUUCCUAGCAGACGCAUGUAACCCGGAGGAUGAGAAACACACGCUCCCCCAAUUCCUCGCCAACUCCUCCCUUACCAAGAAAAUCACCACCCGCCUCGCAACCCCUUUCAACACAAUGACAACCUUCUUCGUCCGCCGCUCCGUCGAGAAAGCCUUCCAGCUCGACGAAUCCCCAACAGGCCUCACUCUCAACCCCCACAAACCCCUCAAAUCCGACCCUCCUUACAUCACCUCCGCCGUCGACGACAUCAUGUACAUCGUCAACAAAGUCAUCCAACAAACCCUUGCAACCUCGCAAAUCGCCGUCGUCACAAACGUCAUCCCAACACUCGCCCGCAUCCUCGGCUCCGACUUCAUCGGCAUGACACAGCGCAAAAUGCGCGACGAAUGCUACCCCCGCCCUGUCGUCCAGGGCGCCCUCCCCCCAGAGCAAACAGUCCUCUUCUUCCUCGUGCUAAUCAACAACCUCGACAUCGCAGUCGACUACAUCCAGCGCAUCGUCACCAACAACACCGAAGCACGAACGCCACUGCCAUCAACACACUUAAACCCAAACCAACCAGAAGAAACAAUCAGCCAACUAGACUCCCUCUUCCCCGUCCCCGGGGAAGCAAAACAAGCAUCCCAAGCCCUCCAGUCCCUAUCCUCAUCCUUCGAGUCAAAGGUCUCCGACCUCCUCGGCGACGGCAUCCAAGUCAUCUUCAACAACGUAAUCAAGCCGCGCCUACGCCCAAUCCUCGCAGACGCAUUCCGUGACAUCGAAUACCAGCCCGACCACAACGACCCCUCCACCACCCCCGUUCCCAUCGACGACGUCGAGGACGACGACAUGCACACAGGGCCAGGCCCAGGCACAGAACGCCCAACAACACGCUUCACCACGUCUUGGACAGCCCUCCUCACGCCCCUCUCACGGAUCCUAACACCCCCAUCCUUCGACAAAUUACUCUCCGUGACAACGACGUAUCUCUCGCGUCUCCUCGAGAAGAGACUAUGGUCGUAUCAUGGUCGGGUGAACGCGCUCGGCGCGACAAGACUCGAGCGCGAUAUCUCUGGAAUCGUGAAUGCAGCAGUCGACGUCGCGGGGAGCGGUAUCGGCGGAGGACGCUACAAGCACCGGGAGGCAUUUGGGAGAUGUCUGCAGAUGGUUCUUGUUAUGGGGAUGGAUGAGGAGGAGUGGGAGGAUGUGGUUCGGGGCGGGGAGACGGGGGAUGUUGUUGAUCGGUUGAGUGUCGAGGAGAGGGGGAGGGUGAGGGGGAUGGUUAGACGGUUUUGA
Messenger RNA from Aspergillus chevalieri, 2490 nucleotides. RefSeq names its product Golgi transport complex subunit COG4. Lineage: Eukaryota; Fungi; Ascomycota; Eurotiomycetes; Eurotiales; Aspergillaceae. The transcript has a single exon. Bases 1 to 2490 code for a protein of 829 amino acids. The record is from RefSeq and is a predicted model, not a curated record.